Fusarium keratoplasticum is the source of this 1302-nucleotide messenger RNA. RefSeq lists its product as uncharacterized. The transcript has a single exon. The coding region runs from base 1 to 1302 and encodes 433 amino acids. Gene Ontology annotation, molecular function: alpha-1,6-mannosyltransferase activity. The record is from RefSeq and is a predicted model, not a curated record. Gene Ontology annotation, cellular component: mannan polymerase complex. Gene Ontology annotation, biological process: protein N-linked glycosylation. NCBI's taxonomy places the organism in Eukaryota, Fungi, Ascomycota, Sordariomycetes, Hypocreales, Nectriaceae.
AUGGCGAGUGGCCCUCGACGGAACCUCCCAACCAGUCUUCGCAUUCCCCCCUCUACCGUCGAGUGGACCGUGACCAAAAAGUACGACAGCAACAACACCCGCGAGAUCGAAAAGAUGGGCUCCCCUCUUGGCUCGCCAACCCUGGCGGCCUCGACGGCAAAGUUCAGGAACAAGGUGCCAGCGCAGAUGCAAAGGUGUCUGCCGUUAUACAUAGGAUGCGUCUGCCUUCUCCUCAUUAUCCUCAAUUUCGACGUCUUUUACGCCAUCCCGAGUCCCCUCGAUCUCAUCUGGAGAGAGGGUGAUCAUCCCACACCGCCCAGCCGUGGUAGCUCAUUCCCGCAAAAGAUCUGGCAGACAUGGAAGCUAGACCCUCUCAACUUUGAGGACCGCGAUCUCGUCACCUCACGGACAUGGGUAGCCAAGAACCCCAACAUGCGAUACGAAGUUUUGACAGACGCCAACGAGAUGGCAUUUGUGGAGGAACACUUUGGGCCCAAUGGCCUCAACCGACCAGACAUUGUCAAGUUUUACCGCAGCAUCAACUUGCACAUCAUCAAGGCUGAUCUCCUGCGGUACAUGAUCAUGUAUGCUCAGGGUGGAGUGUACGCAGAUAUUGACGUUGAGGCUCUACGGCCUGUGCAUCGCUUCAUCCCCGAGCGAUACGACGACAAGGACAUCGACAUGAUUGUCGGUGUUGAGAUUGACCAGCCUGACUUCAGCGAUCAUCCCAUCCUUGGCAAGAAGUCAAAAUCCUUCUGUCAGUGGACCAUCAUUUCGAAGCCUCAUCAGCCCGUGAUGCUCAAGUUGAUUGAGAACAUCAUGGUGUGGCUCAAGAAUGUCGCCAAGGAGCAAAAGGUUCCGCUUGGAGAAGUCCAGCUCGACUUUGACCAGGUCAUCAGCGGUACAGGGCCCUCGGCUUUCACGAAGGCCCUGCUUGAGCAGAUGAACCAGAGGAGGUCGGGUGGACCAAAGGUUACCUGGGACAUGUUCCAUAACAUGGACGAGUCCAAGAUUGUUGGCCGUGUGCUGGUCCUCGACGUGGAAGCGUUCUGCGCGGGACAGGGACACUCAGAUUCGGGCAAUCAUGAUUCGCGUGGAGCCCUCGUCAAGCAUCACUACCAUGCAUCCAACUGGCCCAGCAAGCAUCCUCGAUACAGUCAUCCAGUGUAUGGACAGGUCGAGGACUGCAACUGGAACGCCGAGUGCGUGCGUCUCUGGGACGAGAACGUAGCCGAGUACAACAAGUUGACCGAGGAAGAAAAGAAGACAAAGUUAGACGAGGCAAAGAAGGGUGGCGAAUAG